AUGGCUGAUUAAGAAAAAUCUGCUUAAGAUGCAUAGAAUGCAGCACCAUAAGAGACUGCAUUUGUAGGAAUGAAUGGUGAAGAAACUGGACUUGGAUUUGCAACUCGUGAUUAAGGAGCGAAGGUUGAAGAAGAUUAGGGUCUUUUAGAUUUUGACAUUUUGACUAAUGAUGGUACUCAUAGAAACAUGAAACUGCUUAUAGAUUUAAAGAAUAUUUUCUCUCGUUAGUUGCCAAAAAUGCCUAAAGAAUAUAUUGUUAAAUUAGUAUUUGAUAGACAUCAUGAAUCGAUGGUGAUAUUAAAGAAUAAAUAAAAAGUUAUUGGUGGUAUCUGCUUUCGUUAAUAUAAGCCUUAAAGAUUUGCAGAAGUAGCUUUCCUUGCUGUCACUGCAAAUGAAUAGGUUAGAGGGUAUGGCACAAGAUUGAUGAAUAAAUUUAAAGAUCAUAUGUAAAAAUAGAAUAUUGAAUAUCUUCUCACUUAUGCUGAUAACUUUGCUAUUGGAUACUUUAAGAAAUAAGGUUUUACAAAAGAACAUAGAAUGCCAUAAGAAAAAUGGAAGGGAUAUAUUAAAGAUUAUGAUGGCGGUACUCUUAUGGAGUGCUACAUUCACCCAUAUGUUGAUUACGGAAAUAUAUCUCAGAUCAUCAAAAGAUAAAAAGAGCUUUUGAUAGAAAGAAUCAAGAAAUUAUCAUUAAAUGAAAAAGUAUUCUCUGGUAAAGAGUAUGCUGCAUUAAUAUAAAAUUCUAUGGAUAAUGAGGAUCCUGAAAACCCUAAAGUGAAUCCUUCAGAUAUUCCUGGAGUUGCAUUUAGUGGUUGGGAGUGGAAAGACUACCAUGAACUCAAGAAAUCAAAAGAGAGAUCAUUCAAUCUUUAGUGUGCUAAUGUUAUUGAAAAUAUGAAGAGACACAAACAAUCUUGGCCCUUCUUAGAUCCUGUUAAUAAAGAUGAUGUUCCAGAUUAUUAUGAUGUGAUUACUGAUCCUAUAGAUAUUAAAGCAAUAGAAAAGAAGUUAUAAAAUAAUCAAUAUGUUGACAAAGACUAAUUUAUCAAAGACGUCAAAAGAAUUUUUACUAAUGCUAAAAUUUAUAACUAGCCCGAUACUAUAUAUUAUAAAGCUGCUAAAGAAUUAGAAGAUUUUGUUGAACCUUAUCUUACUAAACUUAAAGAUACUAAAGAAAGUAAUACUCCAUCUAAUAAUAAUUCUGCACAUGGAAGUAAGAAACCACUUCCUGUUAGAAAAAGUAUAAAAAAGAAAUGA
Messenger RNA from Tetrahymena thermophila SB210, 1257 nucleotides. Its product is annotated as histone acetyltransferase GCN5. The transcript is spliced from 7 exons. Gene Ontology annotation, cellular component: histone acetyltransferase complex. NCBI's taxonomy places the organism in Eukaryota, Ciliophora, Oligohymenophorea, Hymenostomatida, Tetrahymenidae. The record is from RefSeq and is a predicted model, not a curated record. Gene Ontology annotation, molecular function: histone H3 acetyltransferase activity; protein binding. Gene Ontology annotation, biological process: chromatin remodeling; positive regulation of transcription by RNA polymerase II.